AUGCUUCAAAUCGGAGAAAACGAAGUCGACGGUGAAAUUAUCUCUUCCGGUGAAUCGGAGCUUCAGAAUUACCGGAUCGAUUCGAUCGAAUCAACGGUUAUGAUCCGGCAAUUACCGUCGUUAGGCAUCUCCUUUAAGCUCUGGCUUCCUGCAACAACUCUCGUUACGCUUCUCGAUAACUACCGUCGUGACCCAAGCACCAGCCCACUCACUCGCACCUUAUCGAAAUUCAAAUCCGACGGUCCAGACUCUUCUUCUUCACCGAUUAACAUCGUCGAGCUCGGAUCUGGAACCGGAAUCGUCGGAAUCGCGGCGGCUGCGACGCUUGGUGCCAAUGUCACGGUGACGGAUCUCCCAAACGUGAUCGAGAAUCUCAGAUUCAACGCAGACGCGAACGCUGAAGCCGCGGCUAGAUCUGGUGGGAAACGUCUGACGUGGUUUACCACGAGCAUCUUUAUGAACCACUCCUGA
This is a messenger RNA of Camelina sativa (false flax), 471 nucleotides long. The record is from RefSeq and is a predicted model, not a curated record. NCBI's taxonomy places the organism in Eukaryota, Viridiplantae, Streptophyta, Magnoliopsida, Brassicales, Brassicaceae.